UACCCACGGGGUGGGCUUUCCAUGGAGAAGGCGGUCGCCGCCCCAAAUGCUUUCUCCACUGAUAGCGAAACCGAGGCAGAGAAGCCAUUACUGGAGCUUGAAGAAGAAGAAGGCUACUGCUCUUCUUGCAAAAGGCGGAGUAGAGGCGGAGCAGCACGGAGCAACCACGGAGCAGUCGCUGGCCUGGUCGCCAGUCGAGAAGAGGAGGAUCGCCGGGUCCUGGUCGCCGGUCGAGAAGAAAAGGAUCGCGGUCGCCUGGUCGCCAGCAGCAGGAAACGAAAAACCAGACUGCGCUCCGCUUAGUCGCGGAUGAUUUAGGGUUUUGAGGCUUCAGCCGAUUUUUUUUUUUUUUCCUAAAGCCAAAAUGACGUCGUGUCCUACCCAUUAGCUUUCUCCCGGUUAGACCAAAAUCGGGCGUUUUUUUGAAUUGUACCGGUUUUAUCGGGAAAACCGGUCGGAAUGAUUCUUUCACAACAAACCAGCUACCGUAUCGGCCAGGCGCCGGUUUCUGAUUUUAUCGGUUCAACCGGCCGGUACGAUCCGGUUUCCUUUACUAUGAUUACAGGGGGCGAGCAAUCGAGCAGCUGGAAAAAGCCCGGGCCCGCUUAUUACGCUCGUUGGGUUCUGUUCUUGUUACUUUAUAUUUCGGAGUCAUUUGAUCUCUUGAUAAAGUCCUAACUAGAAAUAUCUUAAGAGAAGUCAUUUGCAUUGCAUCUUAAAAUUUUAAAUUGGAUUUGAUUAAAGCAAGGAUAAGGGAUUUCUUAGGUUAUUAAAAAAUACAUAGUGAGGUGGAUUUUUAGAAACCCAUCCUUCGAAGGAAUCAGACAUGAAAAAUUUUCACCAUCCGGCUCGAGCAAGAAUCAAGCAAAAGGAGGAAUCCGCACUAAGGAGGGGGCUCGCGUCUGAUUAGCUAGUUGGUGAGGUAAUAGCUUACCAAUGCGAUGAUCAGUAGCUGGUCCGAGAGGAUGAUCAGCCACAUUGGGAUUGAGACACGACCCAGACUCCUACGGGAGGCAGCAGUGGGGAAUUUUUCGCAAUGGGCAAAAGCCUGACGAAGCAAUACCGCGUGGAGGUAGAAGGCCUACGGGUCGUUUUUCACCCGAAGAACUAAUUGGAUUAUUGUGAGCGGAACGAAUAGGGCGCGCUUUGGAAGAAACGAUCGGUUACCGAGCCAUAUUAUUGGGAAUAACGCAAUGAAUCAUUUCUUCGGACAGAAGAAGAUUAUGUAAACACUUACUCGAAAUCUCACUUAUCAGAUUCCAUUGUGGAAGACGCGGGAAAGAUUCAAAAUUGUGAAGGCUAGCCUUUCGCUAUGAAAGGUGGGCAGCUCGUCGAUCGACUAGAGAUGCUUCAAUCAGUAGUCUCGAAAAGUUCAAAUCACAGGGCUCAACGCUGGACAGGCGGUGGAAACUGUCAAGCUGGAGUACGGUAGGGGUAGAGGGAAUUUCCGGUGGAGCGGUGAAAUGCGUAGAGAUUGGAAAGGACACCAACGACGUUUGUUACAUGGGUCGUGAGUGGGAACUUAGUUUCCGUCUGGGUAUGCCCCCUUGGAUUGUUGUUGCAUAUUUAGCUCCUUGUUGCAGCUGCUACUGCUGUUUUCUUGAUCUAUCCAAUCAGUCAAGCCUGAAUUGGAUCCCAAAUUGACGGGCUAGUGUGAGCUUAUCCAUGUGGUUAUGCUUGGUUAAAGAAACCCUCUACUUCAAUUGGUAUUUUUUUCACGAAAAGCAAACAUGAGAUAACAAAUCCAGUCUUUCACUAAGAUUUCGAAUAGUUGUCCCGAAUUCAAGUUGAUUAUGUUUCGCCCCUUCCUCGGAGAAAGACAAUCAAACAAUUCCCAAUCAUGGUCCUUGCAGAUCGGAUCAUCUAUAUAAUAUACAAAGAGAAACUCCAGAUAUUUGAUAUCUUUCUCUUUGAAUGAGGGUCAAACAACUAUUCAAAGUUCCUAAAGCUCCUUGUAAGGCUUGUUGGAGAACCCGUUGGCGGACUUGAGUAAUUGCUCUUUGCGGGAAAAAUAUAAACUUCCUCGGGAAUGAAAAAAAGCGAUCUAUUUUCAUUUGGUAUUUUGGCUUAAAUUCUUUGAUUCCUCGAUACUCAAUCAAAUCCUAUUUUUUAU
Molecule: messenger RNA, 2113 nt
Organism: Linum trigynum
Lineage: Eukaryota; Viridiplantae; Streptophyta; Magnoliopsida; Malpighiales; Linaceae
Source: the annotation of a GenBank genome assembly